This is a messenger RNA of Toxotes jaculatrix (banded archerfish), 1017 nucleotides long. RefSeq names its product prolyl-tRNA synthetase associated domain-containing protein 1-like. The record is from RefSeq and is a predicted model, not a curated record. The transcript is spliced from 4 exons. Gene Ontology annotation, molecular function: aminoacyl-tRNA deacylase activity. The coding region runs from base 157 to 666 and encodes 169 amino acids. Lineage: Eukaryota; Metazoa; Chordata; Actinopteri; Toxotidae.
GCUGACGUUGGAACUUGAGCGUGUGGGCUAGUACUUCCGGUCAAAACUUCCGGUGAUCUAACAGCGACAGCGGAAGACACUGUCUUAUACAGUCUAUGGGUGACUCUCAGUCCUCCUCUGUUUCUGUGCCUGGGUUUUAAACCGUGUUCACGGAAGAUGUCAGAGAAUCUGCGGCCGGAGCUGGAGAAAUAUCUGGAUGCUUUAAACAUCCAGACGAGCUGCGUGGAGCAUCCGCCGGUGUUCACCGUGGAGGAGAUGAUGCCUCACCUGCAGGAAGUGAAAGGAGCUGUCACUAAAAAUCUUUUCUUGAAGGAUAAGAAGAAGAAAGGCCUGUGGCUGGUGUCGGCUCGCCACGACCGCCAGGUGAACCUCGGUGACCUCGCCAAGAAGCUCGGCGUUGGCAGCGGCAACCUGCGCUUCGCAGACGAGGCGGCCAUGUUGGAGAAACUGAAGGUGGGUCAGGGCUGUGCGACGGCUCUCGCUCUGCUCUUCGAUAAGGACCAGAGUGUGAAGUUCGUCCUGGACCGGGACCUGGUGGAAGGAGGCCAUGAGAUGGUCUACUUCCACCCCAUGACCAAUGCUGCCACCAUGGGGCUCUGCCCAGACGACCUGCUGCGCUUCCUCAAGGAGACGGGACACGAACCCGUCCUGGAGAGCUUCGAGUAGGACAGGACGGGAACCUGGACCUCGCCCGGAGUUGGGACCUGGACAGGAUCAGGUGUAUUAUAGUCCUGUUGGAACAGGACAUGAAGACGAGCUGCAGAAGCUCGAGCAGACAGAAAAUAAUUUCUAAGUGAGAAAGGAAACCUGGUCUCCUGAGCUGGAGAAUGACUGUCUGCUGAGAUCACUGCUGUGUGUUUUUAUAAAACUGGCAAUGAGGUGAAAGGUUGAAGUUUUAGACAGAAAGCAGCCUCAGAAUCUUUUCUCUAAUAUUUCAUCAGUUUGAUUCUCUCUGUUACUUUGUGAAGAUCAUGUCUGUUUGACACCUUUUAUUUCAGUAAAUAACAGCUGAACAUA